This is a messenger RNA of Xyrauchen texanus (razorback sucker), 4647 nucleotides long. Its product is annotated as rab3 GTPase-activating protein non-catalytic subunit-like. Gene Ontology annotation, biological process: regulation of GTPase activity. The record is from RefSeq and is a predicted model, not a curated record. Lineage: Eukaryota; Metazoa; Chordata; Actinopteri; Cypriniformes; Catostomidae.
UCUGUAUGUGUCAUCUCAAACUCAAAACAACAACUAAGCAGGAUCUUCUGACCCAUUCGGAUCCACAAACCUUUCGACAUCUGCAUAAACGUCACUGACAGGCUUGUAAAAAUAUCAAGGGUUGGAUCCGUCCCAUCGUAGCAGGUUUAUGUCUAUGUCGUAGUGUCCGCAGGUUUGGGUCUGGUUCCGCCCGAAUCAUGUCCUGCUGUCUGCUGGAAUUCGGUCGGGUCCAAGGUCUUAGACAGGUGCGAGACUUUCUGUUCCCCAAACAGAACCAAACCGGUCCGGAGGCAGAGAACACACAAGCAGAGAAUGAGUUGACGUGGGAUGACACAGACUGGGGCUCCUGGGAGAAUCCUGACAGUAAAGAGGAUGGAACUCAGGCUGAGGUGGAGGAACAGCAGCAGAGUGCCCCCUGGCUGCAGGACUGUGUGCUGUGUCUCUCUCCCUGCUCAGAUCUGCUAAUCAUCGCUCGAGAACAUAAAGCCGCUUUUCUCUCUGCUAAGUGGCGGGCAGAGGAGAUGACCCUUACUGUAUCCUGGAGUGGAACGCUAAGCGCUGAGGAAGGGGAGUGCAUUAGUAGUGUUAUCUGUAUUCCCCUGGCCAGCCAAAAGAGGAGUUCUACCGGCCACCCCGAUUGGACUUGUAUUGUUGUAGGAUUUACCUCUGGUUACGUCCGUUUCUACACAGAGAGUGGUGUUCUUCUGUUAGCUCAGCUCUUGCAUGAAGACCCUGUAUUGCGACUCAAAUGCCGUACUUAUGAGAUUCCACGACACCCUGGAGUCACUGAGCAGCACGAGGAGCUGAGUAUUUUGUACCCAGCAGCUCUAGUCACCAUCGAUGGCUUUAGUCUCUUCCAGUCUUUACGUGCCUGUCGAAAUCAGGUCGCCAGAGCUGCAGCAGCUGGAAGUGAUGUCAUCCAGCCUCCACCGCUGGCCUAUAAGAAAUGGGGUCUACAGGAUAUGGAUACAAUUACAGACCAUUGCAGCAUAGGCAUUACGACUCUGAGUGUGUUUGAUCAGAUGAAAAAUGCCUCUAUCUUGGGGGGAUUUCAUGCUUCUGUUAAAGGAAGCCCUCCUGCUAUGAGUCAGUAUAUUACAGUGGGAGGAGGGCCCUAUACAGGCUUUUACUACGCUAUAGAGGGCAGUUCUCAGCCUCUUCUCUCCCAUGUGGCUCUGGCUGUGGCCAGUAAACUCACAUCAGCUCUGUUCAGUGCUGCCAGUGGUUGGUUGGGCUGGAAGAGUAAAAAUGAGGAUGAGUCUGUGCAGAAACAGAGACCAAAAGUGGAGCCAGCCACGCCCCUUCCUGUUAGGUUUGGUCUUCCUGAUUCUCGUCGACAUGGCGAAUCUAUCUGUCUCUCUGCAUGUAACACUAUGGCUGGAGUCACAGAUGACUUUGGCAGAGUCAUGCUGCUGGAUGUGGCACGAGGCAUCGCUCUCAGGAUGUGGAAGGGCUAUCGUGAUGCUCAGCUCGGGUGGGUUCAGGUUUCAGAGGCUCGUGGAGAGAGAGAUAUAGCCAUGUCUCCCUCCAUGCGCCGCCAUGCCCAAUUUCUUGUGAUUUAUGCCCCACGAAGGGGCAUUUUAGAGGUGUGGGGAACUCAGCAUGGACCACGUGUGGGGGCUUUUACCGUAGGCAAACACUGCAGGCUGCUGUACGCUGGUCACAGGUUAAUGGGUGUGAACAGUGUAACCAUUCAGGGCUGGCAGAUACACACACAGCAGGUGUGUCUGUUUGACCCUGUUAAUGGAUCCCUGAGAGCCGUUACCAUACCAUUCCACCUGGCACUCAGUGAUAAGAAGAGCGAGCGUGCUAAAGACAUGCACCUGCUGAGGAGACUUACCUCUCUACUGAGGAGCAGGGAAGUGGAGCCAGCUCUGCUUGAGAGUGAAGCACAAAGUGUGUUACUGGACAUUAAACAUCCAGCUAAUAAAAAACAGGCGUUGGAUUCCCUGUUGUCCAAUAAGAAUGCACCUGUGUCCUGUUUGACCAAUGUUACUCGUGCACUAUUGGCCAGCCUGAAAGAACAAGAUCCCGAAGCAGUGGAUGAGUCUUUGCUUCAGUUCUGCUCAUCACAGCUCAAACUGCUUCAACUCUACACAGACGUCCAACUACUGCACACACCAGAUACAUCCCCCACUGAAACUGAACAUCUAUCAUUCUCUGGCAUCGAGGAGGAUCUGGCUCAAGUUGGCCCAAUUCUGCAGCGAUACACAGAGAUGAACUCUCGGCCCAGUGUCUCAUUCGCUCAAGACUCCGGUGGUCCGCUACCAGUCCGAACAUUUCUGUCUCAGUUGGAGUGGGUGAAUGGAGAACUCAGAGUGAUCAAACAGCAAGAUACAGACUGGACCCAACUGGGUAGUUUCCUGUUCUGGGGUUGUCUUUCUGGUCAGAGUCCAUUACAGAGAGUGUGUGAGACUCUGCAGGAAAGUGGCAUCAGUCCUCAACAGCUACUGUCUUUGCUCUUAACUGUUUGGUUGAACAAAGAGAAGGAGGUACUAAAGUGCACAGACACAGUCUCAAUCCUGCAAACAUUGCUGUCCACACUCAGCUCCAUGAAAGGUGCGGUGGAUGAAUCGUGGGAUGGGCAGUGUAUCUCUCCCUGGUGGCAGCAGGUGCGCACAGCAUGUGUUCAGUCUGAGAGUGCUGCUGCUGCACUACUGGCUGCUGUAGUCGCUCAUCGUGUAGCCAAGAGUGCCAUCACCAAACUGGCAGAAAGCAAGUUUCAGGAGGGGUGGGAGUGUGUUUCUUUGGAGUUGGAGCAGUGGGUGGUGUGUAUAAAGCAGUUGGAGGAUGUUCUUGCUCUGCAGACGCUGCUCUGCCUGCCGCCUCCUCAGGGCUCAACAGGGGGCACUGUUAGUCGCUGCUCAGUCAAAACACUAUUAGAGAGUGGCAGAGGGGGUGUAGCAGACUGUGUUUCUAAGUUGAUCUUUAGGCAGGGCGUUCCUCCAGAACUCUUGAGGAAUAUUCUACAGCGGAGGGGGGAGAAUCAUCCCACAGAACAGCCACUACAUCAUGGAGAGAAAGAGAGACUGCAGGAGCUGCUGGAGUGUGUGUGUCAGCGAUUCCCUAGCUCUCUCUCUCCUGAUGUGCUGUUUGCUCACUGUAGCUGGGAACACGUGGUCCAGUGGAACAAAGACCCAGAGGUGGGGCAGUAUUUAGAGUGGUCAGUGGAGUUUUUAAAGAUGAUCUCCAACCCUCACAUACAGUUGGGGAUUUCUGCCAUGAUGUGGCAUACCUUCAUUAUCAAACGGUUUUCAGCUACUGCCUUUCUAAUGGAAAAGGUGGGGAAGGCACCCAAAGACAGACUGUGCAGACGGGAUGUAGGAAUGGGAGAUGUAGCUGUGAGGAGUUUCAUGGGCACUUGUGUGCAGUUACUCCAGGCUCUGAUGGAGAUCAUUCUACAACUUGAUAAGGCGGACGCUGGGGUGGAGGAAGUGUCUGCUCCAGACGUGUGUGUAGAGGAAGUAUGGAGCAGUGCUGAGGGUCCAGUCUCUAUAGUGGAGUUAGCUAUGGAUCAGAGAUCUGUUCACUAUCCUCUUGUUCAACAUCAUUAUGUGUUAGCGUCGCUGCUGCAUGCCGCCAUGACUUUCUCGCUGCGCCUUAAACCACUCGGCCUGUUUGACAGCAAGGGUAAGAAUGCAUUCUUCAGAGAUUUGACCUCCGUGCAGUUGCUGCCUAGUGGAGACAUGGACCCCAGCCUGGUAGCUGUGAGACAAGAGUUUUUGAUGAGUGUAUUAACAGGCUGUGUGAAGGCUCUAGCAGAAGCUGAGGAGAAUGGUGUCAAACACAGCAGCACUGAAGACAUGUGGCCGUCUGUAUGUAUGGAGCUCACGUCUGUACUGCAGGUCAAUACUGACACACUGCGCAGACACCUCGUGUGUGAACUUUACAACCAGGGCCUGGACCUGCGGGCAGAGGAGGUGAUGAUGGAGGUGGAGGAUAAGGAUGUUUUGGGCUCUCAGCUCCUGGUGUUGACGGGUCAGAGACUCUCUUUCUCUCUGCUACACUCACAGUCACAAACCAAACCCAACAUGGAGCUGCUGGCCCGUCUGCCACCAACUCUCUGCACCUGGCUGAAAGCUAUGGACCCCAGUGAGCUGCGCUGUCCUUCAGUACCUCUGUCUCAGAGCAGUCGACUGAUCAACAAAGUCAUUGAGAUGCUGCCAGAAAACCAUGCGCAGUACAGCCUUGCCCUCCACCUGCUGGAGGCUGUGGACUCUUUACAGGCAGAACCCUGAUAUGGACACAAUAACUUGUUUUAUUUUUUUAAAACCAGACUAAAAUCUUUUCAGGAUCCUUGAGAACCUUAAAUAAAUCCAUCAACAUCAUCCUUAGUAAUCUGCUUAAUUUAGCAGGGUUUCAUUUUUCCUCCCAGCUAUCACUAAAAUAGCAUUUCCAGACACUCAUGUGGUUGUGUAUAUUUUGUAUUUCAAAUUAUAGAUGUACUAAUUCAGAAUCUUGUUCUGCCAAUCAAAUAUGUGUAUUAAAUGUCUCAUGAUGUUUAUUAGUAAACAAGCACUAAAAUAUCUGUCAUCUUUUAUUGUACGUGCACAAAUUUUCAACGCUUUUUAUGCAGUCCUGUGCCAGCACUGUCUGGUUGCUAUAAGAUAAUGCAAAGUUAACCAUGAUACAUAAAUAAAGCUUUCA